Molecule: messenger RNA, 2877 nt
Organism: Sesamum indicum (sesame)
Lineage: Eukaryota; Viridiplantae; Streptophyta; Magnoliopsida; Lamiales; Pedaliaceae
Product: phosphatidylinositol/phosphatidylcholine transfer protein SFH13
Source: RefSeq, a predicted model, not a curated record
CAAAUAAAAAGGAAACGCUCGAAGCUUUCUGAUUUUGGUUGAGUGGAGAGAGAGAGAGAGAGAGAGAGAGAGAGAGAGAACCUAUACAUACAUACAUACAUACACAUACAUACUUACAGACACACACGCAUAUGUAUAUGUAUUUGUUUAUUGUUUUUGUAUGCUAUUUUCAGAUCUUUCGUUUUCAUUCAAUCUCUCGUCGCUAGAGGGAAAUAUGGCGGAGUUUCUCUGAGGAAAUUUGGAUUUCGGAGGAGGAUUCUGGUUGUAUGUUCGGAUCCUUGUCGUAUACCUGAAAAUUUGGGGAAGAGAGAUGCCAAUGCAAUAGGCUUCUGCGAUUGCGAUCCAGCUGAGAUUGGUCUAGGGUUCAUGUAAGUUCAACUUGAGAUGGUUUUGUUUGGGAACUGCAUCUCUUGAACAUUGAGGAUCGACUCUCUUCUCCUUUAGCCUCUUCCUUCUGAACCUGGCCAAAAUGUCAGGCCUAGAAGGAGUGGAGGUGAAUGAUGAAACAAGGGAGAGGAAAUCAGAUUACGAGAACUCUGAAGAUGAAAGAAGGAGAUCAAAAAUUGGGUCUCUGAAGAAGAAGGCCUUAAAUGCUUCAAACAAGUUUACUCAUUCUCUGAAAAGAAGAGGGAAAAGGAAAGUUGAUUUUAGAGUGCCUUCCUUUUCCAUUGAGGACAUCCAUGACCCAAGAGAGGAGAGUGCUGUUUGUGACCUGCGUCAAAAACUUCUUGACAGAGAUUUGUUGCCAGUUAGACAUGACGACUACCAUACCUUGCUUAGAUUUCUCAAAGCAAGAGACUUCGACAUUGAUCAGACCAUCCAGAUGUGGGAAGAAAUGCUUAACUGGAGGAUGGAAUAUGGAACAGACACCAUAUUGGAGGACUUUGUAUUCGAGGAGCUUGAAGAAGUCUUGCAGUAUUAUCCCCAAGGAUAUCAUGGAGUUGAUAGAGAAGGCCGGCCUGUUUAUAUAGAAAGGCUUGGAAAAGCUCAUCCAAGUAAGCUAGUGCGCAUCACUUCGAUUGAGAGAUACGUAAAAUAUCAUGUUCAGGAAUUUGAGAAGGCUAUAUAUGAGAAGUUCCCAGCUUGUUCCAUUGCUGCUAAGAAACGGAUAUGCUCAACCACCACAAUUUUGGACGUUCAAGGCCUGGGGAUCAAAAAUUUCACGACAACUGCUGCUAGUCUAUUGUCAGCCCUGGCAAAGAUUGAUAAUAGUUACUAUCCUGAGACACUCCAUCGAAUGUAUGUUGUUAAUGCUGGACCUGGCUUCAAGAAGUUGCUAUGGCCUGCUGCACAGAAGUUUUUGGAUCCAAAAACUAUUGCAAAAAUCCAUGUUUUGGAUCCUAAAUCUUUGGGUAAGCUACAGGAAGUCGUUGAUCCAAGUCAAUUGCCUGACUUUUUGGGUGGAUCAUGCACAUGUAAUGUUGAGGGAGGUUGCCUGAGGUCUAAUAAGGGUCCAUGGAAUGAUCCUGAAAUCAUGAAGCUUGUCUAUAAUGCAGAAUCAACUUUUGUGAGGCAAAUCAGCAAACCAGCCAGUGAUCAGCAGAAUUUUGACUCAUAUAUUCAAAUUCAGCCACUGAAGGGAAGAUGCAGUGGUACAUCUGCUAUUGAAUCAGGAUCUGAUGAUGAUCCUUGCUCUCCUACUGAAAGAAAUAGCACACUCAUUUCACGACUUACCCCAGUGCAUGAAGAAGCCAGAACUUCAGAUCCAUGUAUCUACUAUAGUUGUGAUGAUCAUUUCAGUCCAGCUGAUAAAGAUAGCGACAAUGAGCAAGGACCAGAAGAUGAGUCUUUCAAUGUCAAUGUUCUUGAAACUUCAAGUAGCAAUGCAAGAUCAAGAGUCGAAAGUACACUGGUUAUGUAUUGGUUGGAUUCCAUCCAAGAGAAAGUUGUGAAGAGAGGUUACCGGUAUACAAGAACAGUAAUAUCUAUUACGAUCAAGCUUCUCGAAUUUAUCCAGAAUGCAUGUGUUGAGUAUUGGAGGAGGCAGACCUACAUUUAUCCGUCCAAUGCACUGGAAAAUGAACCAGAACACAAUAGACGCUCGCCUGUUGGUACAGCGGCUGUUGCUGCAGAGGAUAGGGUCCUUCCAUGUGUGCAGCGUCUCCAGAGACUGGAGACUUUGUUGGAAGAACUCAACAAGAAGCCUGUUGAAAUUCCGUUGGAGAAGGAGCAAUUGCUUACUCGAUCUCUGGACAGAAUCAAGUCUGUUGAGUUUGAUCUUGAUAAGACGAAAAGGGCACUAAAUUCUACAGUUCUGAAGCAGCAUGAGAUUGCUGAGUUACUGGAAAAGAUGCGGGAAUCCAAAUUUCAUCGACGACGGUUCUUCUGUUAAGUGAGGAUGACUAUAACUGGUACACAGAUUCUGGAACAGUUGAAUGCAUGGUUGGAAAGAAAUCCUUGUUGGAGGUGAAUGACAAUGGGAGAAGUGCACCAAAAUACAAACAGAUCACUUUUCGCGGCUCUCCUUUUCCUCCAACAAAGACAAUUUGUAUCGGAACCUGCAAAAGUCACAUUUAUUUCACAACUUGAGAUUGUACAUUAUAGGAAAAGCUCUACAAUGUGCAUUAUAGGAAAAAGUUUUAACAAAUGCACAUCUUAGUCUUCUUCCUCUUAAGGAAAUGCUCCCUCCCUGUUUCCACUCGAUUGUUGUGUGACCACGCUGUACUAGUAAGUAGCAUAUAAUGAGGCCGGUAAAUGUAAAUGAAUUGUUGAGAUGAGUAUAGCUACGCAUUCUGUGUUGGCAGGGGAGGAAGAAACCAUGUAAACACAAUUGUAGAUGUUUGCAUUUACAGGGGCCGUCUGAGACAUCAGGUUAAAUAUUCUUGUCAAACAACAUGAGCUAUUUGUAUGAUAGUGGUAUAGGCCUAAUUUCCUACA